Messenger RNA from Papilio machaon (common yellow swallowtail), 3304 nucleotides. Its product is annotated as matrix metalloproteinase-2. Bases 705 to 3260 code for a protein of 851 amino acids. The transcript is spliced from 12 exons. Gene Ontology annotation, biological process: extracellular matrix organization; collagen catabolic process; proteolysis. Gene Ontology annotation, cellular component: extracellular matrix. Gene Ontology annotation, molecular function: zinc ion binding; metalloendopeptidase activity. The record is from RefSeq and is a predicted model, not a curated record. NCBI's taxonomy places the organism in Eukaryota, Metazoa, Arthropoda, Insecta, Lepidoptera, Papilionidae.
CACCCGAAGUUUAGUGUUGAGUCGCGCGGGUUCGCGGACGACGCGUGUUCGUCCCGCUCACGGACGUUUAUUAUCGUCUUACGAAACGUUUGGACUGAAUCCCAACCGGCCAAUAAAUACUAUAAAAAUUUAUUAAAUACCAUACAUCGAUUUUAUAAAUUAUAUUCUCGGAUAAAAAAUAUUAAACUAUAUUUUGUACCGAAGUUACGUGUUACAGUGUGUCUGAAAAGUUGAUUAGAGCAGUGCUUUCAGUGUCUGUACUACUCUGUUGUGUUGGAUGAAAGGGAAAGUAAGCUUCGCUAGUGUAAAGCUUUGUUUUGUUUUCGUGGGUUUCUCUGCUCCAAAGUAGAGAGCGAAUUAACAAAAUAAAAUCGCUUCGAUAUCUUGUGUAUACAAGAAUAUUAUAAGUGUUGAACAAACAGGCUUGCCACCCACGUACCCUGAUAACGCAGCAUCCGCAGAGAAAUUAAUCUGGCACACGGUAACAGGAAGCAUGCCGAUAACGUGGUGAUCGCUGUAGCCGCAGCUGCCACGGUGCCGCUCCAGCUCGCACGUUUUUCUAAUAUGCUAAGAUGACCACUUCCUUUGGCCAGCGAGUGACCUCGUAAAACUACGAAUUAAACCCGCAUCUUAGAUAUGUAGUUAGUUACCACACCGAAUGAUCAAUUGGAGUAAUAAUUCCAACAAAGAUUAACAACGAUAAAAUGGAGGCCAUUCAUACAAAGCCAAAUUACGUCUCAAAGAGGAAUGCACAAUUAUAUCUAGGAAAUAUAAGUAAAGAAAUAUCUAACGAUAUGUAUAAAUGUGAAAUAAGUACGACUGAAAUAGAUAAAUGUAGAUUACGAAAAGAAAGAUGCGAAUUACAAAACGAAUAUGAAAAUCGAUACCCUUUUUCGAAACGUGGAUUGCGUAAUGAAGAAAGUGAAUUUGGGAAUGAAUCGAUUAUCAAAAAGAGGGUAUGGGCCGUACAUGGUGAUGCAAGGCGGGCCAGGAAUUCUAAAUCGAAACUCGUGCACGGGUCGAGGCAUUGGACUGCGUCGUUUGGGAGGACAAUAAGUGGUCAAGUGCGCGUAACCGCCCUCUUGGGAUUGUUGUUGUUGUCGCUGGCGGCAAGCAGCGCGGCGCCGGCCCGCUCCCGUUCUGCCAGGAGUGCCUACCACUCCAAAUCUGUGAGAAGUUACCUGGAGAACUUCGGCUAUCUGAAGAAGGGGCAGCCUGAAAUGGCAAACUUGUUGCUGGGCGACGUCGCGCAGUCCUACGAAGAUGACUUCAGGAUUGCUAUCAAAACUUUGCAGGAAUUUGGAGGCAUUCCUGUGACGGGUGAAAUUGAUGAAGCCACUAGAGAGUUGAUCAAAAAGAAACGUUGUGGCCGACCAGACAGGGAAGAGGGUGAUAUCGAAGACGGUCGAAGGAAAAAGCGGUUCGCCGUGCAGGGAGAAAAAUGGAAGUACACAAACUUAACAUGGAGCCUGUCGUCGUCACGGCGGCCGUCGCAGCUGGACCCGCACGUGACGCGCAGCGUGCUGGCACGCGCGCUCGAUGUGUGGCAGCAGGCUUCGCGCCUCACCUUUACAGAAGUCAACUCCGACGACGCGGACAUCGUCGUUUCCUUUGCCAAGCGUUACCAUGAUGACGCGUACCCGUUCGACGGACGCGGCUCGAUCCUUGCGCACGCGUUUUUCCCCGGCUCGGGGCGCGGAGGCGACGCACAUUUCGAUGACGACGAGCUCUGGUUGCUGCAGCCCAAGAAUGAUGAUGAAGAAGGUACAUCGUUGUUCGCUGUUGCAGCCCACGAAUUCGGUCACUCCCUAGGCCUUAGCCACAGUUCCGUCAAAGGAGCUCUUAUGUUUCCUUGGUAUCAAGGUAUCCAACCUAAUUUCGUAUUGCCAGAAGAUGACCGCAACGGUAUACAACAAAUGUAUGGUUCCAAAGAAAAUGAAAGGAAAUGGGGGAAGAUACCUUACUACCGACCGAUAGAAACUCCUCCACCGACAACCACAACGACUACCACCACGACAACGACGACCACAAGAAGACCUUAUAUUCAUCAUCACCACAAUACACACCAGGGCCAUCACCCGAACCAUCGACCUUACACACCGUACCCGCGGAACCCGAAUUUAUAUCCAAAGUAUUAUCCCGAAAAACCAAGUAGCCCUGAGAGACCUACCUACCCAGAGAGACCUAGUUAUCCGGACAGACCCACCUAUCCGGAUAGACCAAGCUAUCCCGAUAGGACGAAUAUUCCGACAUACUAUCCCGAACGCCGUCACUACAACGCGACCGAGGAGCAUCCCCGCAGGAACCACAAUCACUAUCCGAGACCGACGGAAACAACGACACAGGCUACUACCUACCGCCCUCGCUACCCGCACAUCCGUCCUGAAUACCCAACAUACCCGCGAACGAACAGCCCUAGCGACCCUCGGUAUAAGCCUCACUACCCCGUGAAGACGACGACUAGGCCGCGCAUCACCCCGCCCCGUACCCCACCGCAUACAACGCCGCCUCCGGACAAGCCGGACGCCUGCAACACCAACUACGAUGCGGUUGCACUCAUACGCAAUGAACUCUUCAUAUUUAAAAAUAGAUAUCACUGGAGAAGAGGAGCCUCGGGUCACUAUCCGGACUAUCCCAUUGAGAUUACAAGGAUGUGGACUGAACUGCCGAGAAAUCUGACACAUGUGGAUGCCGUGUACGAAAGACCAGAUAGAAAAAUCGCUAUAUUCGUAGGUAAAGAGCUGUAUUUAUUCGACUCCCAAUACUUAGUUCCGGGAUAUCCUAAACGUUUGAGAGACCUCGGCUUGCCAGAAAGCUUGGAGAAAUUAGACGCAGCAAUGGUGUGGGGACAUAACGGCAAAACAUACUUCUACAGCGGCUCCGUCUAUUGGAAGUUUGAUGAAGAAGUAGGAAGAGUAGAGUUGGAUUACCCUCGUGACAUGGCCAUGUGGAAAGGCGUUGGAUACAACAUUGAUAGCGUGUUUCAAUGGAAAGACGGUAAAACAUACUUCUUCAAAGGUAGAGGUUAUUGGAAAUUCAACGACCUGCGUAUGCGAGUCGAGCACGAGAGGCAAUUACCUUCGGCGCCAUUUUGGAUGGGAUGCCCCACCGAGCGGGCUGGCAGACGGGAGCCCUUCAGAUCUCUACCCGCACCAGGGUCCACGUUACGUUCGCCCAGCUCUGCUGCCAUAUCCACACACAAUAAAACAUUCUUAAAUUGCAUUUUUAUUGCAGUAGCGACGAUCAUACGGUAUUUUUAAAAAUUAUUAAGUCUUACAUCUAACGACAGAUUCUCCUAUAUAUA